Messenger RNA from Fusarium odoratissimum NRRL 54006, 1195 nucleotides. RefSeq names its product tRNA (guanine-N(7)-)-methyltransferase. Gene Ontology annotation, cellular component: tRNA methyltransferase complex. Gene Ontology annotation, molecular function: tRNA (guanine(46)-N7)-methyltransferase activity. Lineage: Eukaryota; Fungi; Ascomycota; Sordariomycetes; Hypocreales; Nectriaceae. Gene Ontology annotation, biological process: RNA (guanine-N7)-methylation; tRNA methylation. Bases 240 to 1055 code for a protein of 271 amino acids. The record is from RefSeq and is a predicted model, not a curated record. The transcript has 3 exons.
GUAAAAUCACAGAUUCCGAGGCUGCCUUCAGGGAUGGAGGUCGAAGCUCCAUGACCCAAUGUCCAACGAACAGGGUUUAUUUCCGUCACUUAAUUGGCAUGUGCAAGGCCAACGCUCAGCUCGUCACACCGCCUGCCGAGUAUGGAUCAUUCUGCCACCCGCAAAGCUUCGUUCGCAUCAACUUCACAAAUUAUCACCAGAAAUUGACAAGCACCAACUGAAUAGCAUCAACAGCCACCAUGACGACAGAGCUCACAAAUAAACAGAAAGAGCGUGAGAAGGAUCGCGCAAAGAGGACGAAAGAUGGGGUCACUCAACUACCGCGAAAAAAGUUCUAUCGCCAAAGAGCGCACGCAAAUCCUUUCUCUGAUCAUAUGCUAGAAUAUCCUAAAUCUCCAGACGAUAUGGAUUGGUCCUCAUAUUUUCCACACUACGUCCAGGAGGGAACACCAGAGGAUCCCUCAAAGCCUCCUAAACUGACAAAAGAUGUGGAAAUUGUCGAUAUUGGCUGUGGAUUUGGAGGUCUUCUCGUUGCUUUAGCGCCCAAGCUACCUGACACUCUCACACUCGGCCUGGAGAUCCGAACACAAGUAGCAGGCUACGUUCAAGAGCGUAUAAAGGCACUGCGAUCACAAAACUCGGACAACAUGUAUCAGAACGUGGGCUGCAUCCGAGCAAACACUAUGAAGUUCCUCCCAAAUUUCUUCAAGAAGGCCCAACUAUCCAAGAUCUUCAUCUGCUUCCCCGAUCCUCACUUCAAGGCCAGGAAGCACAAAGCCAGAAUUGUAUCGACAACGUUGAACUCUGAAUACGCUUAUGCGCUACGACCAGGCGGCAUUGUGUAUACCAUCACCGAUGUCGAGGACUUGCACUUGUGGAUGGUUCAGCAUCUUGAGGCUCAUCCUGCUUUCGAGAGGAUAUCGAAAGAGGAAGAAGAGGCGGAUGAAUGUGUCCAGGUCAUGUCGACUGAGACUGAGGAGAGUAAGAAGGUUACGAGAAAUAACGGACAGAAGUUUGUAGCGUUGUUCCGGAGGUUAGAGGAUCCUCCGUGGUAGUUGGAAGUCAAUGACAACUUGAUGCUUUAUCGUUUCACAAGAUGCUUUAAAUAUGCCUUGAAACAUUUAUGCGAACACAUUGUGACAUGGUCACAAUUUAUGUAGCGUUGAGCUCCAAUACACUCAAUGGGCAUGCAGCA